Abrus precatorius (Indian licorice) is the source of this 1419-nucleotide messenger RNA. RefSeq names its product MADS-box protein SOC1-like. Gene Ontology annotation, cellular component: nucleus. The record is from RefSeq and is a predicted model, not a curated record. Gene Ontology annotation, biological process: positive regulation of transcription by RNA polymerase II. Lineage: Eukaryota; Viridiplantae; Streptophyta; Magnoliopsida; Fabales; Fabaceae. The transcript has 9 exons. Gene Ontology annotation, molecular function: protein dimerization activity; RNA polymerase II cis-regulatory region sequence-specific DNA binding; DNA-binding transcription factor activity, RNA polymerase II-specific. Bases 610 to 1239 code for a protein of 209 amino acids.
AGCAUCAUUUCAUUUUUAAUAUUUCCCUUCCCCUUUUAACUAAAACGUUUCUUUUUUGGGGCAUAGACUUGGUUUUUUACCAAAUCAAGAAAAGGAUGAGGUUUCAAUUUUCUAUUACAUUAAAACGCCUUGUUUCUUAAUAUGGUGGGGCUCGGGGAACCAAUGGGGGAUAGGUGGAUGAAUAAGGAAAGCUUGGUCUGAUGAGUCUAUAUGCUUCCUUGCUUCCACUUUUUCUGAGUUUCUCUGCAGUUAUUGCUACCUCUCUUUUGGGUGCUUCCUUUUUCCAUUCUCAACUCAACACUUUUAAUUUCUUCCCUUUUCUGUGCACAACUCCUUUAUUCUCUCUUCAUUGGUCAAAAGAUUUCUGGGAUUUUGCUAAUUUGGUGCAAAUCUGAUUCCCUUUGACAACCCUUCUCUUGGCUUUUUGAGAAAUCUACGACGAUUUCAAGUUUCUUUUUUUAGUUGGUGUUGGAAUCUUCUGUGCGUUCAUAGCUUUUUCUGGGUCUUCUAGUCUUGCUUGGAAGGCACAAGUUUGGUGGAAACCUCCUAUAUUGGCUACUCAUACAAGGAAGCAUAGUUUGUGGUUCAUUCUACUUGAAACGCUUAGAGAUGGUGAGAGGAAAGACUCAGAUGAGGCGCAUAGAGAACGCCACAAGCAGGCAAGUCACUUUCUCAAAGAGGCGUAAUGGGUUGCUGAAGAAGGCUUUUGAACUUUCUGUUCUUUGUGAUGCUGAGGUUGCUCUUAUCAUUUUUUCUCCAAGAGGCAAGCUUUAUGAAUUUGCAAGCUCCAGCAUGCAGGAGACAAUUGAACGCUACCGCAGGCAUAACAGGAGUGCUCAAACAAUACACAGAUCAGAUGAACAAAAUAUGCAGCAUUUGAAGCAAGAAACAGCAAACUUGAUGAAGAAGAUUGAGCUUCUUGAAGCUUCAAAACGGAAACUCUUGGGAGAGGGUUUAGGAUCAUGCUCCUUAGAAGAACUGCAACAGAUAGAAGAACAGUUGGAAAGGAGUGUAAGCAGUGUUCGUGCAAGAAAGAAUCAGGUUUACAAGGAUCAAAUUGAGCAACUAAAGGAAAAGGAAAAAACCCUACUUGCUGAAAAUGCCAAGCUCUCUGAACAGUAUGGUAUCCCGCCACAGCCAGCAACAUGGGAUCAAAGAGAAAAUCAACCCUAUGCAGAAAGCAGCCCAAGUUCAGAUGUGGAGACUGAAUUGUUCAUUGGACUACCCAGAUCUGGUUGAACAUAAUUUAAUCCUUGUCUGUGCAAGUAUGAAAUAAGGGGAAGCCCAAUUGUCACCAAUGUAUUAUAUAACAUAUGAUUCCUAAUGCUAUGAGAUGAAUAAUAUUGACCCUUAUAAAGAACCUUCUAACUGUAUGAUUAUGGUUUAAUUUAAUAUGUAUGUACCUUUUCUUAUUCCUGU